CUGGACCAAGGCAGUUUCAAGGGGACCCAAACUGGGCGUUUCUUUACCGCUACUACAAAAAAAAGUUUUUAACAACUAAUAUUAUCCGUUACACAACAACUGCAGUACUACAGACACAUAUGUACAUACACGUGCCGGGCUAGAAGUUGCAAAUAUGGUGUAAAUAUUUGUCUAUAUAUCUAUCUACGGUAUCGUACAAUGGUGGUAUCGCAGGAAUAGCCGUCGGCUAAAGUUGGUUAGUUUUGCUACAUGUAGCCUGUUCAUAAUUAACUGUUUAUUUCAUAUUUUGCCGUUAUGGUUGUAUAGUAAAACAUUGUUAAUGUGUUGUGAACCAACAUAUCCACCGAUAUCAGUGUAAAUGCAUGUUUUUUAUGCAGUAUAUUUGACUAUAAUAUGUCCAGUAUCUAGCCUGAUAGCUUAGCUAACUAGCUAUGUUUGAGUAACUUUGUUUCGGGCUACUGAGGUUAAGGGAUCGUCGUCAAAUCCGUAGACUAACCAGAGAAGGGAGUGUGUUGCACACGGCCUCUCUCUUACUGCGCCACUUUAAGUGAAAUGGGGAAGCCUUGAAACCUCCAUGUUUGUAUCUUGAAAUUGCGAGCGGAGUUGAGGCACCAUAUUGAAUCAAAGUUUCUACCUCCUUGACAAAUGUCUUUGUAAGUUUCAGACUUCAAAACGUUUAGCCCGAAGUGUAAUGGCUGCGCUGUAGGCGACGUGUUGCGAUGUUUUUCCGUGUUUGUUGAUGUUAAGUUGGUUUAAUGCACCGAGUCAGCGAACUAUCUGUAACUUUAAAAGUGUGAGAUCAGCACUCUGGAGCAGACCUGGAUGUGAUGGACAACCCGUCCUCAAUAAUCACCCAAGUCAGCCGGGAUGAAGAGGGGAAUAAAGCCGCAGGAGAGAGAGGCUCCUCCCCCUCUCUGUCCUCCAAGAAGCCCAGGAGCAGAGGCCUCUUCUCCAGCCUCUUCUGCUGCCUGUGUCGGGACCAGCCCGAACCCCCACCGGUCAACAACAACGCCCCUCUGCUGGUGGAAGAGAACGGCACCGUCUCCAAGGUGAAGCCACUGCUGGCUCCAGUGAAGUCUAAAGACUCCGGAAAGAUCUGCGUGGUUAUAGAUCUGGAUGAGACGUUAGUUCACAGCUCGUUCAAGCCUGUGAACAAUGCAGACUUCAUCAUUCCUGUGGAAAUAGAUGGAACAGUACACCAGGUGUAUGUCCUGAAGCGGCCCCACGUGGACGAGUUCCUCAAGAGAAUGGGGGAACUGUUUGAGUGCGUCCUGUUCACUGCCAGUUUAGCCAAGUAUGCGGACCCCGUCUCCGAUCUCCUGGACAAGUGGGGCGCUUUCCGCUCCCGCCUGUUCCGGGAGUCCUGCGUCUUCUACCGAGGCAACUACGUCAAGGACCUGAGCCGCCUGGGUCGGGACCUGAACAAAGUCAUCAUCGUGGACAACUCCCCCGCCUCCUACAUCUUCCACCCCGACAACGCAGUGCCCGUGGCCUCGUGGUUCGACGACAUGUCAGACACCGAGCUGCUGGACCUCAUCCCCUUCUUCGAGAGGCUGAGCAAAGUGGACAACGUCUACACGGUCCUCAAGCACCAAGGGGCCGCUAGCUAACGGUGUUCUGCACAAAACGGCGUACAACACGGAUUUACCCACACCAGAGAGGCUCCAGGCUCCAGCUCUCACUGCUCUGACUUUAAGUGGCCUCAUCACUGCCACCUACUGGUCAAAAAGAAAACUCCCUGAUAUUUGUAACUUUUCUCCACGUCAGCUCGAUGUGGGAUGGAUGGAUGGUUAAAGGAUGGUUAAAGGACGUUUCUGCGGCGUCACUGAGCUUGCAGAAGACGUCUGUCGCCGUGAACCCUCUGGACACAGACUGGGUACUUCUCAUGGAUUCAUCAGUCUGAUUCUGCACAAGAUGCAGAAAAGAUUGACGUGCAAAUGGACUUCGUCAGCCUCGUUAUCGAAAGAGCAGAUGGUGUAUACGUACUGUAGAUGUCUUUUAAACAUCUUUGUCACAAAUUCAGUCAAUUAUCAGUUUUUACAGCGAUUUGAUCAGGUAAUUCUGAAUAAUUGGGAGAGUUGUGGAUGAAUCUGAUCAAGUACAGUCUGUAGUCCUCCCUUUCACUGUGAUGCAGAACAUUGUUUUUAGCACAAUUUUCAAACUUACAAAAGCAGCAUUUGAUCAUUAUUUAGGAUUGUUGGCUUUAAAAUGGACAAAAUGUCCUUUUGCAGCAACUUUUUGAACUGUGGGAAAAAUCUAUGUACACAACUCCAAUCCCUUUUAAAAUGAGUAAAUAUAACCCAAAGCAAUGAGCCAAGUAAGACACUAAUAUGAAUAUCAAACCAUCUGCACGUGACGGUGAGAGAGCAGCUGUUUAUUGGACGGUGGUGUAAAGAUUGAUGGACAGCCAGCACGCACCGCGUCUGCACUCGUGUACCGUCGUGAGCGUUUCGAGGACCAGGAUGGACUCCUCUGGUGGCUUCUGGUCCUCCGUUUUAAAGCCACACACACACAACUUGAAUUCUGUUGAAAGUUGUGUGAUGGUCACAGCUUGGUUUGUCAGUUUGGUUCUCAUAAGCUUCAGCGUAUUCUUUCUUUUUUCCUAAGCGGUACACAUAGGCUGGAAACAAGUUCAGGACUUUGUAAUCAAACGUGUGUGGAGGACGGGGAGCUGCCACGAGGACUCGAGGAGGUGUCUGGUGAGCAGAAAGUGAGAUUUAAAGGAGGAAUCCACCCUGAAACAGCGAGUGGAGAUUUAUUUUGUUAAUGGUGACGUAAUGCCGAGAUCAUUCUAGUGCAGCUACGUUGGAGUUUAAUAUAUAUUAAACAUGUCGGGUUUCCUUUCGUGUAGUUGCUAUUUCACAACAGAAUUAAGUCACAAGAUGAAGAGAUAGUCACAGUACUGCUACUGAAUUUGCUAUUAUUCAUUCAAAGAAAGAUGAUUUUUAAGGUGGAAUUUUCCUUUACAAACUCACACAUUGACUGUGUAUUGCUCCUUUUAGCUCUACGUGGUGAUGUAGCAGGCCUCUUGUUAUCUCCCUCGUAUGCGUUGACAAUACCAUGUGUUGACUGAAGAAUGAAACCGUGGGUUUGACUUAGAGCCUCCAUAGCAGGCUUGUGAUAUGACUUUACCGAGAUGAGGCAGGGACGACAAUUAAACCCGACAUAUUAAGAGCGAUUGCAUUAUUUUUCUAUGUUUUAACAAAUUAUUGGCAAUCAAAUUAGCCUGUUUCUUUUCUAAGUGAGUGUUUUUUUUUUGCCCAGGAGUGCGACUCUGAUACAAUAUUCACAGUUAGUUUUGUUUUCAUGUAAGACCUGGUUGUUUACCUCGUAUAUUAAUAGGCAAUAUAUGGACCAGAAGCACCAGCAAAUUACUAAAAGGGUAGUAUCAUACUGUUGUAGACACGUAACAGGGUAAUUCUUUUGGUGUGUUUCAUGUAAGCCAUCAUCACACGUCUCAUCUAGGUUCAGUGCCGAUAACUGUUGUUUUGGAAUUCUUCGGCAAACAGGAGUAUUUAUAGGAACGUUAAGUCAUUUUAUCAGUCAUUCAUUAAUAUAUGGAAUAUUCAUGUUACUGUACUCAUGAUUGAACAGAUGUAACCUAAUUUUUGACCUGUUUUAUCAUACCAAAUGAUAUAUGGACUGUAUGUAAUAAUGUUUUUUCCCCCAUAAAUGCUAAAUGAAAGAUG
Messenger RNA from Anarrhichthys ocellatus (wolf-eel), 3689 nucleotides. Its product is annotated as carboxy-terminal domain RNA polymerase II polypeptide A small phosphatase 1-like. The coding region runs from base 828 to 1610 and encodes 260 amino acids. The record is from RefSeq and is a predicted model, not a curated record. Gene Ontology annotation, molecular function: RNA polymerase II CTD heptapeptide repeat phosphatase activity. The transcript is spliced from 7 exons. Lineage: Eukaryota; Metazoa; Chordata; Actinopteri; Perciformes; Anarhichadidae.